AUGAGCAAACAUAAUUCGGAUUCCCCAUUCCACACUGAACGUGGAUCUGAAAGGAAUGCAAUUUUAUCUGAAGCCCAACAUCAAGGCCCGAGCGUACGGCGCGUAGCGUUCCGCGCGCGCCUCAAAGAGCCAUUAGACCACCACAGAUGGGGCCCUAAAGGGCUGAUGUUCAGCCGGGGUUGCGGGAAUCUUAAGAAUCAAAUCAUGACAACGAACGUGUGGGUAGAGCAGGAAUGGAACGACUACAAGUUGAAAUGGAACCCUGACGACUACGGUGGUGUGGAGACUCUGCAUGUACCUUCCGAACACAUAUGGCUGCCUGAUAUUGUAUUAUACAAUAACGCUGACGGUAACUACGAAGUGACAAUUAUGACGAAAGCGAUUCUUCAUCACGACGGCAAAGUAGUGUGGAAGCCACCUGCUAUUUACAAGUCCUUCUGUGAGAUUGAUGUGGAAUACUUCCCUUUUGAUGAGCAGACCUGCUUCAUGAAGUUCGGCUCCUGGAGUUAUGAUGGAUACAUGGUCGACUUGCGGCAUUUGAAACAGACGCCUGACUCAGACCGCAUCGGAAUGGGGAUUGAUCUGUCGGAGUACUACAUCUCAGUGGAAUGGGAUAUCAUGCGAGUCCCUGCCACGAGGAAUGAAAAAUUCUACUCCUGCUGUGAAGAACCGUAUCCUGAUAUCAUAUUCAACAUCACUCUCAGAAGAAAAACCCUGUUCUAUACGGUCAAUCUCAUCAUCCCCUGCGUUGGGAUCUCAUUCCUAUCAGUCCUUGUAUUCUACCUUCCUUCAGACUCCGGAGAGAAAAUCUCGCUCUGUAUUUCGAUUCUUCUAUCGUUGACCGUGUUCUUCUUACUGUUAGCGGAAAUUAUUCCUCCGACUUCACUAACGGUUCCCUUGUUAGGAAAAUAUUUGUUGUUCACUAUGAUGCUAGUUACAUUAUCAGUAGUUGUCACUAUCGUGGUGCUAAACAUAAAUUUUAGGUCGCCAGUUACCCACCAUAUGGCCCCGUGGGUGCGGAAAGUCUUUAUAGAUUUUUUACCCAAAAUAUUAUGUAUACAGAGGCCAGAAAAACCGCCCGAUGACGACGAUGAUAACGAUAAACCAAGCGAGAUACUCACGGAUGUCUUCGGCCCGGAUGAUAUGGAUGGAAAGUUCAAAGAAUGGGGUUGCGAGGAGUAUGAACUACCAGGAAUGCCUCCUUCCCCUCCACCUCCGCCAGGAGGUGACGACGAACUAUUCUCCCCACCUCCUGGAUCCCCGUGCCGCUUAGACUUAGAUGAUGGUAGCCCGUCUCUAGAAAAACCGUACGUUAGAGAGAUGGAAAAGACAAUAGAAGGUUCUAGAUUUAUUGCACAGCAUGUCAAAAAUAAGGAUAAGUUUGAGAGUGUAAGUAUUCAGUUGCCUUUAUACCGCUUCACUUUGAGCAGUGUCCUGACGAAUUGUUUCUUCCAGGUGGAGGAUGACUGGAAGUACGUAGCGAUGGUGUUGGAUAGAAUUUUCCUGUUCCUGUUCACAAUAGCCUGCGUACUGGGUACGGCGCUAAUUAUAUUCAGGGCGCCUACCUUCUACGACAACACGAAGCCGAUAGACAUACUGUACUCGAAGAUCGCGAAGAAGAAGUUGGAGCUCCUGAAGAUGGGCUCUGAAGGUGACCCGGGUCUCUGA
Spodoptera exigua (beet armyworm) is the source of this 1668-nucleotide messenger RNA. The record is from the annotation of a GenBank genome assembly. Lineage: Eukaryota; Metazoa; Arthropoda; Insecta; Lepidoptera; Noctuidae.